UCUUUUAUCUAUUUAUAAAUAAAUACACUUUCCUUUUCCUUUGCACUUAGCAAAACCCAAAUCGCCCUCCAAUGGCCAAAUCAUUGUUAUUUUUGUGUGCGUGUUGUGUUGUGUUAUUUCGUUCUUCUAUUUUGAACUUGGGAACUGCCAUUACCCAGAAAUCCCACGAUGGAACUCAAGAGUGGGGUUACGUUCAAGUCAGACCCAAAGCCCAUAUGUUUUGGUGGCAUUACAGAAGCCCCUUCAGAGUCGACCACGCCUCCAAGCCAUGGCCAACCGUUCUUUGGCUACAAGGCGGACCAGGCCAGUCCGGAGUUGGGAUGGGGAACUUUGUAGAAAUAGGGCCACUGGACACCAAUUUGAAGCCAAGAAACUCCACUUGGUUGCGAAAAGCUGACCUCUUAUUUGUGGAUAAUCCGGUUGGGUCGGGAUACAGCUACGUGGAGGAUACGGGGGAAUUUGCCAAAGGCGAUGAGGAUGCGGCCGCCGACAUGACGACUCUGCUGGUGAAGAUCUCAAACGACAUUGUCGACUUACAAAACAGUCCUUUCUAUAUAAUGGCAGAGUCUUAUGGGGCCAAAUUCGCGGUCACUCUUGCACUUUCCCUCCUUCGAGCCAUCCAAGAUGGCAAAUUAAAGCUUAAUCUCAAAGGAGUGGCAUUAGGAGACAGUUGGAUUUCCCCGGAAGAUUACACGUCUUCGUGGGGCCCUCUUCUGAAAGACCUCUCACGGCUUGAUAGUAUUGGACUGCAGAAUUCAAACAGGGAAGCUUUGAAGAUCAGUCAGCAAAUUAAAGUGGGAAAUUAUAAGAAUGCAGUCCUUUUGUGGGAGGAGCUUGGGACAAUAAUUGCCACGAGUACCAACGGUGUGGAUUUCUAUAACUUUAUGCUGGAUUCUGAUAUGGAUCCAGUAUUUGGAAGUGGAACUAGAGGAGAGUUGGCCGCCUUAAUGAAUGGCCAAAUUAAGAACAAACUCAAAAUUAUCCCAAAAAAUCUCAAAUGGGGUGGUCAGGCAGGAUCAGUCUUUCGAUCUUUCAUGGGAGAUUAUAUGAAACCUAGGAUUAACGAGGUUGAUGAGUUGCUCGCCAAAGGUGUUAAUGUGACUGUCUACAACGGUCAAGUGGAUCUUUUUUCUUCAACUAAGGGAACAGAAGCAUGGAUUGAAAAGCUCAAGUGGGAAGGGCUGAAGGGAUUUAAGAACACGGUGAGAAGUCCUGUAUUUUGUGGAGAUGAUAAACACACCAAGGGCUUCACCAAGUCAUAUAAGAAUCUCCAAUUCUAUUGGAUCCUUGGAGCUGGCCAAUCUGUGCCAGUUGAUCAGCCAUGUGUAGCGUUGGAUAUGGUGGGUGUAAUCACAGACUCACCAGCUUCUUAAGUUAUGUACUUGUUUUAGAAUAAAUAAAAGAAAAGAAGCACCUACCGUUCUUUUUUCUUUUAAAGUAUGUAAGCAAAUAGAUGAAGAUUGUUUAGUUCGGGACUUCGCUUGAAUUUGUUAAGUUUGUUAUUAAAUAUGAGUUAUCAAGUAUGUGUUUGAAUUA
This is a messenger RNA of Momordica charantia (bitter melon), 1536 nucleotides long. RefSeq names its product serine carboxypeptidase-like 51. The record is from RefSeq and is a predicted model, not a curated record. Gene Ontology annotation, biological process: proteolysis. Gene Ontology annotation, molecular function: serine-type carboxypeptidase activity. NCBI's taxonomy places the organism in Eukaryota, Viridiplantae, Streptophyta, Magnoliopsida, Cucurbitales, Cucurbitaceae.